Messenger RNA from Triticum turgidum subsp. durum (durum wheat), 1695 nucleotides. NCBI's taxonomy places the organism in Eukaryota, Viridiplantae, Streptophyta, Magnoliopsida, Poales, Poaceae. The record is from the annotation of a GenBank genome assembly.
AUGAAGGCCCUGCGGCGAUCCAGCACCUCGUCUUCGUCCUCAUCCUCGUCGUCCCCGAGGACGCCAUCCUCGCCGCCGCCGUCUUCGUCGCGGAUCCACCGCCGUUCGCUUCUGCUCGUCGCCUCGUCGGCCUCCUCUUUGGCGGCGUUGGGGAAAUCGGCCGCGGCGGCUUCGGCUUCAGCGUCGCCGUUGCUUGCGGCAGAUUCCUCGUCGUUAUCCCCACCGAAUUCGGACCGAGGUGCAAUUAAAUCUCCAUGGUCUCGGAGGAAAAGAAAACAAGCACUCUCUUGUCAAAACUGGAGCCGUCUAUUUUCUGUGAAUGGGAAGUUUCGUGAUGGAGGAAGAAAAUUUCUGAAGAAAGUUCGCAGUGGGGGAAUUGAACCAGGUAUCAGGGCUGAAGUUUGGCCCUUUCUACUUGGAGUCUAUGAUUUAAAUAGUUCUGAAGAGGAAAGAAAUAUCAUCAAGACAAAGAAAAGGAAUGAGUACAAAAAGCUCAGGCGCAAAUGCCAUCAAAUUCUGAACUGCCAAAAGGGAUUUGGGCUAAAGGUCAUAAAUGAAAUCAACAAUGAGGGGUGUUCUCGUGGUGUGCCUUAUCUGCAAGAUGUUAGUGCAAGUGUUUCUGUAUCAGCCAAGGUAUUUAAUUGUUCAGGGAGCGAGGCAAACAGUCCGGAUAAUGCUGCCUGUGGUGCUGCAGAAUGCAUGGAUGAUGAUACAAGUGAGUUAACUUGUGUAGAUCCAUCUAUGGCAGAAUCAGAAUCUUCUGGCUCUGCAUCUUCUGAUGAAGAUGACCAUGGCCAGAUAUCCGUCUGUGCUGAUAUAGAAGAGAACUGCGCUCCAGAGCAUAAAUUUGUCAGGAGUACCUCGUCCAAGUCAGACUUCUUUAGAUCUAACAAAACUCCAGAGGAUUUUGCAACAUGGCAGCGCAUUAUACGUCUAGACGCUAUCCGGGCAAACACAGACUGGGCUUUAUUCUCCUGUAACCAGGAUGAAAUCUCCGAGGAAAAGGCAUUGCAGCGUGCAUUGUCUGUUGGUUUGAAAGAUUAUGACCAUUUAGAGCCUUAUAUGAUAUAUCAUGCUGCCCGGUUAGUUGCAUUGCUUGAGGCGUAUGCACUCUAUGAUCCAGAGAUUGGCUACUGCCAAGGUAUGAGUGACCUGUUGUCACCUAUAAUUGCGGUAAUGAAGGAAGACAAUGAAGCAUUUUGGUGCUUCGUGGGCUUCAUGAAGAAAGCUCGGCACAACUUCAGGCUGGAUGAGGUUGGAAUAAGAAGACAGUUGAAAACUGUCUCCCAGAUCAUCAAGCACAAAGACUCGCACCUCUAUAGACACCUGCAGAAGCUGCAGGCCGAGGACUGCUUCUUUGUGUACAGAAUGGUGUUGGUCCUCUUCAGGAGAGAGCUCACCUUUGAGCAGACUUUAUGCCUGUGGGAGGUGAUGUGGGCUGAUCAGGCCGCUGUUCGAGCUGGGAUCGGAAGGUCCACAUGGGGAAGGAUAAGGCUCCAUGCUCCUCCAACCGACGAUUUGUUGCUCUAUGCCAUUGCGGCCUGCGUCCUGCAGAGGAGGAGGCUGAUCAUCGAGAGGUACAGCAGCAUGGAUGAGAUACUGCGGGAGUGCCAUAGCAUGGCUGGGCAGCUUGACGUCUGGAGGCUUCUAGAUGAUGCGCAUGACUUGGUUGUUAAUCUCCAUAAUAAGAUCUGA